Molecule: messenger RNA, 594 nt
Organism: Ogataea polymorpha
Lineage: Eukaryota; Fungi; Ascomycota; Pichiomycetes; Pichiales; Pichiaceae
Exons: 1
Coding region: 1-594 (197 amino acids)
Biological process (GO): regulation of alternative mRNA splicing, via spliceosome
Source: RefSeq, a predicted model, not a curated record
AUGAGAUUAGGCAAAGUCAAGGUGAAAAAUACAUCUGCUUUUGGCGAUGAUUCCGAUGAGACCGAUCAGAAGCCGAAGGCGUAUGUAAGGAAAGAAAGGUCUACUUCUGAGUCCGAGGAGUUCCAAUAUGACGAAGUCUACGAAACGCUAAAAAAACCUGUCCAGCAGGCUCCGAAAGAGUCUAGAAAACCUAAAUACAUAAACAAACUGCUCGAGAGCAAAAGGCUGCGAGAACUUGAACGCUUAGAACAACAGCAAGAGAGAAUUGAACUCCAGAAAGAGGUAAUGAAGAAAGACAUGGGAGCCACAGAGGUCUUCGUUUCUAAUUCAUACAAGAAGCAUAGGCAAGAGGUUGCCGAUAAACUGGGUAAGCCACUCAACUUGAAUUCAGUUACUGAGCAUUCGAGUGACACUAAUGUGCCUGAAACGCCGGAGCUGACAAUACCGGCUUCAGCGAACAGCACCUUUUCGCGGUCUCUUCAGAAGGCCAUACAAGAACUCAUCACCUCGAAAUUAACUUCUGACGACAUUGAGCAGUAUCGCAAACGAUAUUUAGAGAGAAAACGUAAGUUACAAAACGCAGUCGCUUCCUAA